AUGGACAUUCCCAUCUUCCGAACCGAAGAGGGCAGAUAUCUUGCUAAGUCUCUCGGUGAUCCUUUGAUCAAAGGUCUAACCGAAGUGGCGAACAUUAAGCCGAAAGAUCCGGUCGCCUUCCUUGCAUCUUUUCUUCAUAACUUUCCUGAACGCGAGAAGCCAAUGUUAGGAGUACAGGAGACCAACAUGAUGGUGACGCAAGGAGCGGCUGAAGUUGAGAACGAGCAGGUUCCAUCCGCAACUACACCAAAACCUUCCAAAGAGAACAGAAAUCGUACUGCCACGAGGCCUAACCGACCUAUUGAUGUAGUCGCUUUAGAGCCACAGACCGUCACCAGUCCUGACGCUCCGGAAACCGCCUUCAGUAGUGCAACUAGGGACGAACACGGACAAUCAAUGCUCCACUUCGCAGCUGCACGUACCCAUACACGAAACGCGCUGUUCCAAUUACUUCAGGAGUCAGACAUUAGUCUGGGUGUGUCUAUUAAUGACGUAGGAAAUACAGAGAAAAUAAUGGAAUUACUGCUAGAAGGAUAUGAUCACAUACUUGAUAUAACAGAUGAAGAUGGAGUUCCAAUUACAGAAGUGAUUGCUCUUCGCCGGAACACUGACAUGAGCAACUUGCUUGCUUCUAUACCCGCGUUUGAGGAAUCUCGAGAAACUUUACACAACGCUGUCAGGAAAGGUGAAUUAGAAAGCGUGCAAAAUAUCUUGUCUGGAGAGGGUGCACGAACUCUUGCUCGCAGUCGUAAUUCCUUCGGCAGAACAGCUUUACACGUCGCUGUCCUAGCACAACAUGAAGAUAUUGUUGCGUACUUAGCACACACUUACCCGGAGCUUCUCCGCGUUGGUGAUAAUUUGGAACGUACGCCGCUUCAUUACGCAAUGGGAGUGGAGAAGAUAGAAUCUAUAAGCAGAGUCCUGAUCCGAGCUGGGGCCAAACGUGUUCUCAAAGAUCUUAAAGGUCGCCAACCUACUUACUACUUUAUGAACAAAUCCGAAAUUCUACGACUUAAAGAGGAGGAAGAGGUUUACUGA
Arctia plantaginis is the source of this 1038-nucleotide messenger RNA. Lineage: Eukaryota; Metazoa; Arthropoda; Insecta; Lepidoptera; Erebidae. The record is from the annotation of a GenBank genome assembly.